UCAGUCGGACCUUAGCCGCGGCUAUCCGAGUUCAGGUACCGCAGUGGUGCGACCUCCAUGCGGCGGUCUAGCUUAUGGCAUUGGCACACCAAUACAUUUUAUGGCCCGAGCUGGAGUUCCACCUCCUGGCAUUGGCCAGCAUGAUUUGUGUCAUUUCUGUCAAGGUCGUGGUAUCCGGGAAUGUUCUCACUGUAAGGGACAUGGCAAGAAGCCUUGUUCAGCAUGUGGUGGAAGUGGUAGCAUGCGAACGUAUAUCAAACUCCGUGUACAGUUUGCGGUUGAACGUAGCGAUUAUUAUGGCCAGUGCGAUAUACCAGAGAAAUUGUUAUCGAAAGUUGGAGGGCAGGUUAUCUUAAGCGAAUGCCAACCUUACGUUCUACCAUUGAAGAAGUAUCCAGUCCAAGAAAUUAAUGAAGUGAGUCGACAAAUGUGUGCAGCGCACUUCGAAAAAUGCAUCGGUCGAUGUCGCAUUAUCAAACAGCGGCACUGUCUGGAAGCAGUACCGGUCGCAAAAGUGCAUUAUUGUCUCGGAUCGCGUGAAGGUACGUUCUGGAUCUAUGGUGUUGAGCACUACUGCUACGUGCCGCAUUAUCCAUCGAAGUGCACUCUUUUAUGA
Messenger RNA from Gongylonema pulchrum, 616 nucleotides. Lineage: Eukaryota; Metazoa; Nematoda; Chromadorea; Rhabditida; Gongylonematidae. The record is from the annotation of a GenBank genome assembly.